Salvia miltiorrhiza (redroot sage) is the source of this 2193-nucleotide messenger RNA. RefSeq lists its product as uncharacterized. Bases 1257 to 2003 code for a protein of 248 amino acids. The record is from RefSeq and is a predicted model, not a curated record. Lineage: Eukaryota; Viridiplantae; Streptophyta; Magnoliopsida; Lamiales; Lamiaceae. The transcript has 11 exons.
CAAAUCCCACCAUUUUCGCUCUUUCAAUGUUUAUGAAGUUGAUUAACAAAUUUCGACGAAUCUAUUUCUUUGAUCUUCUUAAUCUUUUUUGAUCGAAACGUUGUUUUCUGUUCGGCGCGCGAUGGAUAUCGAGAACUCUAAAGUGUCCUCAAAGACCAAUACAACGAUUACAAAGCAAAAGGCGACGCGUCAGAAGGAAUUCAAACAUGGAAAAGGUGGUGAAUGCGACACGUCGAGUACAUUAAAUGCAGACCUAAGAAGAAGGCCGAUUCUGAAACUGAAGAAGACGACUCAUCGACUGAAUCUUCUGGUGAUGAUAAAGACACCUUUGUCCAACAAAAGUCUGAUGAAUUUCCUGCCCUUUUCACCCGUACGUCGCCUGUAGCCUUUCACAAUGCAUUACAACAGUUAAACACAAUACAUCGUGCUGCCGUAGAGAUGGGAUUUGGGUAUAUCCUGGAUCUUAAGGUUAAGGAUCUUCCAGCCACAUUGGCAUAUUGGGUUAUUGAAAAAUUUGACUUUCGUAGUUGUGAGUUAGAAGUGAAGGAGAACUCACGUGUAAGGGUUACUGAAGAUGAUGUUUAUAGAGUAUUUGGUUUGCCGAAAGGUUCGCAAAAAAUAUCUCCGUUCAGGACUUCUUCCAACAAUGCAUUAAUGGAUGAGUGGGUGACCUAUUUUAAUGUUGUCAAAAAGGAUGACAUAAAAAUCUUACGUGUGUUGAGUAGGAUGUUGGAAGGAGUAGACGGUGGAAAAUGAUUCAGAAGAAAUUUCAUUAUAGCUAUGGCUUUCUCCCUGUUCCAGGACCGUUCAAAUGGAGUUGUGCAUCCAUAUAUUAUUGAAACACUUGAAGACAUGCUCACACUCGGAUAAUGGAAUUGGGGAGAGUAUGUUAUGAGAUGCCUAGUGGAUCAAAAAAUGAAAUGGCUAAAGAAUCAACAGACUGUCUUUGUGGGGCCUGUGUUGUUUCUAGUACUCUUCUAUGCUGAUAGGAUUGAAGUUAACAUGAAUAGGGACGAGAGGUUGUUUCCAAUUUUGAUCAAUUGGGACAGCGGCGCACUCCGAAAAAGGCAGCGCCUAGAGAGAGAUGAUAAGUUUUUUGGUGGAGGCUGGAUACGUGUGCCUAUACCACUUCCAGACAACUAUACAAUGAAAUUUCAACCAAUGCAAUAAGUGGAGGAUCCAGUGGAUAUAGUGUUGCAAAUCAAAAUGGUGAAGAAGGCAAAGAAAUCUCAGAGGGCGUGAAACAGUUGAAGUCGAUGUAUGCAAAAGCUUCAGUGACCGAACGUGAGAGUCAACUUUUCAAGAAAGCGAUGUUAUUAAUUUCAAGUAUUUAUGGGGUGAAGUUUGCAAUAGUCGAUGGUGUUCCUCAUAUUGCACAAACUGAUAUUAAUAUUGAAUCUUCAAUAUUAGUAAACAAAGAGGCAUUCCAGGUUGCCGGGACAAGUGGGACGUCUGACGGGUUUAGGGAAAUGGGAGAGGGUAUAUCUAUUGCUCAUUCGGUUGGAGUUGGCAACUUUCAAAAGGAUAUAGUGUCUGAUGAUUUGUAUCCCAUGGAUAUGGGCGAUGGUGGUGUUAGAUCUACAAAUAAUGAAAAGGCCAAUCAGUGCACUGAUGCUAUGGAUCGUGUCGACGAUAUGGUAGAUGUUCCUAAUGUCAUUGAUAUGGCCAAUCAGUGCACUGAUGCUAUGGAUCGUGUCGACGAUAUGGUAGAUGUUCCUAAUGUCAUUGAUAUGAAAAAUGAGAAGAAUGUUAUGGGCAAUGUUCCAGCAAAUGUUCAAGACAUCGAAGGCGCGCAUACGAAGGCCAACAUUACUGAUCAAAUUAUUGAAGAUGGAAAUUAUGUUGAAGACAACAAAGGAGUGAGGGGAAAGGAUAUGAAGAGAAAGGGCAAAGAUAAGGUUAGGUGCAAAGGAGUGGUUAUAGCUGAGGUGGAUAACGAAGAUCGUGAGAGAUCACCAGGAGUGAUAAAAUAUACUUAUGAUAGGAGAUCUAAGAAAGUAUAGUUCGAUGUGGUUGUAAAUUAAAUAUUUAACUACUAUGAUAGGUGUUGGGCGAACCACUAAGUACUUCAAAGAUACUACGUUUACCCAUAUGCCAAAUUGAUUUUGAUGUAGGUGCAUUUGAAUUAUGCUCAUAUUUUUGUAAAAAUUACUGCAUCAUAUUUUGAUGUAUGAAUGACAUGAUAUUUUGUUA